UGGCCGACAUGAGCCGCGCGUGCUGGGGCUCCCGGGUGUUUAUCCGCUCUUAACGGCUAAUCCCGAAACUCGUACCCUCUAUAUAUAUAUAUAUAUAUAUAUAUAUUGGGACGUGCGCGUGCACGUACCCGCUCGUGAAACGUAGACUAGGGGUGAGAACGACGGGUUUCUCUCGUGCACGGUUCGUAUACCUGUGAAGGGAGAGAGAAUUUUUGACGUACGGACCUCUGGCUCUGAAUUUUUUCCGAACGGAACGUGAAUAGAUUCCGCGUGACGGGGAAAAUUUAGUGCUCUUUGUUGCGACGGGAUAUACGAGAUAUAUCGAUGUGAAAAAUAGUUUAUCCUUGAAUUGACGCGAACGUAUAUCUCGACAGUCGCGAUCCGGGAGUGAAGAAUGACGUUACUACGCGCAGUGUAACGAACUUGCAACGAUGAUAACGCUAGUGUCAGUGCAGUGGGGUUAAAGUGCCAGCCGGUUUAUGGAUAACCACGCUUCGCUGAUUGGCUGCACGAGUGCGGGCUCGUAUCAAGCCGACGAGUGGCCAGUGUUAUUGUGUCGAGUGGCGCCGAGAAGUAUUUAAACGUGAUAUUCUUAUACCUUUCGUACGAGGAGAGAUGAACGAAUGAUUGGACAGAGGUGAUCCCCAGCUGAUACGCGCGAUGUGGCCGAAAUCUUGCUCGCUGUUCCUCUUGUUCUGCGUCCUCCUGCCCGGAGUGGUUCCCUUCACGUCUGGCGAAGAGGGUGAAGAUGCCGCAGAGGAGGACUCGUAUCUAGAGGAAGACGAGGUGCCUUCGGCUACGAUAGCCAGCGAUACCGAGUUGAUUUCCGAAGGUGGCGGCCAUCUGCCAGUUUUUCUCACCGAACCCGUUAACUCUUUCGUCGUGAAGAACAAACCCGCGACUCUGCAUUGCAAGGCCGCUCACGCGCUGCAGAUCUAUUUCCGUUGUAAUAAUGUGAGGGCGGAGGAAUCUCAGCAGCAGGAUUUCGUAGAUCCUCAUACGGGAACAAGGAUCGUCGACUGCGAGCUAAAUGUCACGAGGGAUCACAUUGAAGAGUACUUUAGCAAGGACAAAUUCAAAUGCGAAUGCGUCGCUUGGUCUGGGUCAGGACAGAUUAAGAGCCAGCCGGCAAUUAUCGAUGUUGCUUAUUUGAAGAAACAAUUCGAAUCGCCACCAUAUUCCGUAUCCGUUGAAGCAGGCCAAAGUACCGAACUCAGGUGUUUGCCUCCGGUAGGAGUGCCACCACCGAGAGUUUACUGGUUAAGAAAUAAUAUCCCCGUGGACACCGAGUCGGAUACACUUCUAGUGUCCAGCGAGGGACAUCUACUUAUUGGUCAAGCGAAACUUAGCCAUCAGGCGAAUUACACGUGCGUCGCUGAAAACAUCGCUGCGAAACGACUAAGCGAGCCAGUUACCUUAACAGUAUACGUGAACGGUGGCUGGUCUUCCUGGUCGUCUUGGUCGGAAUGCUACUCGAGAUGCGCGAAAGGCGGUCAGAAGAGGACGAGAACGUGCACGAAUCCUGCGCCGAUGAACGGCGGCCAGCCGUGCCUCGGCCCGGCUCAGCAAAAGAUGGACUGCAACACAGCCUGUCCCGCCGGGCCUUUGGAGGAAUUCACUAACACCCUGGUUGUGGACGGCGGAUGGUCCAGAUGGUCGGCUUGGACCAUGUGCGGGAGCGACUGCACGCACACGAGAAGGAGAUCGUGCGACGAGCCGCCACCCAGCCACGGAGGGCGAUCUUGCCAGGGUAGGGACAUCAAUGUGGCGAAUUGCACCGGCGGCAACUGCAACGUCAACGGCAACGUGAAGGUGGGCGGCGCUCAUUUCACCGAGGAAGCGAAUCGUCAGAUGGAUGUAGCCUUGUAUGUCGGUCUAGCUGUCGCCUGCAUAGUAAUUGGCGGUUUGGGAAUCUUUCUGGUGAGACUCGUGCGACGGAAAGGUCGGGAUCACUCCUUGUACUCCAUGGCUCGUAAUGAAUUCCAGCCGGAGUUCUUCCCGGACCAGGACAAGAAAUUGAGCCUGCAGCCGGAUGUGACGGCGACGAGCGUGCCGGCCUGCUACGAGUAUCCUUUCGAUCCGAAACUGUCGAUGUCGAGAUCCCUCUCGGAGCAUCACUACGACGUGCCACACUUGUCGAUCGCGCCCCAACCCUCGCCGAUGUCGCCCACCCCGAGCACGUCGACCCAGGAGUCCUGCAGCGACAAGCAGAUCCAUUCCGACAGCGAGAACAGCGUAACUAGCUCCUACCCGUCCUCGGACUCGACGUACAACGUCGCCUCGGAGAGCGUCCGACUACCGAAACUGGAAGCCGGAAACGUCGCCAGGGCGGCGGUGAACACUCGGGGCGCCCUCCUGGUACUUCCGGAUUCCGGGAUCUCGAUGUCGGUGCCCGAGGGCGCCGUGCCGAAACCCCACCGGGCGGAACUCUAUCUUGCGGUGCUCAACGAGGAUCGUUACAGGCCCCGAUUACCCGACGGGAUAACCCAGUUAUCGGCCGUGUUGACCUGCGGUCCGUCGUCGGCGACCUUCAACAAGCCUGUGAUCCUUCAAUUCGAGCAUUGCGCGAUGUUGCAUCCGGCAACCUGGGAACUGAGCGUUUGGGCGUGCGACGGCGUUAACGUUGACGACGGUUCGUCCUCGAUGGCGUCGAAAGACCACCAGUCGAUUACAUGGAGCAGAGUGCUAACUCUAGGCAACGAGACCAUCAAUACACCGUUAUUCACGCAGCUGGACCACGCGGAGGCGUUUAUCGUGACCGAGCAGCUUCGCGGUUACGUUUUAGCUGGUCAGAGUUGCGAGAGCUCGAUCGCCACGAAGAGACUGCGAUUAGCCCUCUUCGCCAGCCAAGCCGGUCAGUGUUGCGUCAGGGUUUACGCCGUGGAGGACACGAGAGCGGCCAUGAAGGCUAUAGUCGAUCGGGAGUCGCAGAUCAGGGGCUAUUUGUUGGACAAGCCGCGCACGUUGCUGUUCCAAGACAACGGGGAAUCGCUCUGCGUCAGCCUCGAAGAAGUCGGCAACGAGUGGCAGAGCAAGUCGCCCACGGAACGCCAAGAAGUCUCGUUCCGGGACGUUUGGAACUGCCAGGAGAACGCCAAGCACGUGACCUUCGGCCUGGACACGGCUUUCGGCCCGACCACCACGAGGAGCUACAAGCUGCAGGUCUCGCAAGGCAACUCUGACACGAGACAGGUCUUCAGAAUCGUUUACGACGGCGCGAAACAGUUAAUCUCCUCGGGUAGCGUCACGAGACCACUCAGGGAAGUCACCGUGGUAAGCAGCGGACACGCUAACAACGCCACGACGGACUCCACUACGCUGCGACCAUUUCGGUUUACGAGAUCCUUGAGGAAGCAGCUCUGCCAGUGUUUAGACCCGCCGAACGCGCUGGGGAACGACUGGAGAAUGCUGGCGCAGAGGCUUCAAGUCGACAGGUACAUCAAUUACUUCGCGACCAAGGCCAGCCCGACCGAGCACAUUCUCGAUCUGUGGGAGGCGAGGCACCGGGAACCGACCGCGGUGACGGAUCUGCUGAACCAUCUUAGAAUAAUGGGCAGAACCGACGCCGCCACGAUUCUGGAGGCGCAGCUCGGCCCGUGGCUCUGAACAAACAGAAAACCGGAUCCGGAGGAGCGUUUUCAGCGGUGAGUGAAAGUCGACGCCGUUGUACGCCCACCCGGGCGAUCAGUGUUUAUAUCGGUGGGUGAUCGAACACGGCGACCGAUGAACACGGUAAAUUGAUCGGCGAGUGAACACGAGUGAAGUCCGGAUCGAUGCGAAGAGGAAAAGGAGCAAGAGAAUAGGCGGGAGAACCCUUAGUUCUCCGAAACGGACUCAUCGAAACACUGCCUUAAUUGUGCGCGACAAACGCGCCGGUACUUUUUUGUAUAUAUAAACGUGAGUUAAUGGUGGCAGGUCCGAGGGAAUUUCCUCUUGAGAAGAGGGAUUCCUACAGACGCGAGUUAAGGACUGAGAAAUGCUUAUCCGCGAGUUCAAAAGCGGUAUAAUCCGCUUAUAAGAAAGAAAACCGUAUAUUAUAUAUAAUUGUGACGAAGUAAUUAGGGACUGUGCAUUUAGACGGACAUACAUGUAAAUACAUACAUUUAAAAAGAAGAAAACGCGCGCGCAGAUGAAUAUAUCCAUUUUAGAUGGAUGUUUCUAUAUAAAUAUAUGUUAUAUAUAUAGAUAUAUAUUAUAUAUAAAGGACACCAAGUAAAGUUCGAGCGGAUCGCGACAAUAUCCGCGACGUCACCUCGACGCGAUGACGCAAUUAUAUUAUAUCGAUUUGUUAUGAACACGAACGCACGCGAGCACGAGCGAGUGAUUAUUUUUCUGAAAAUCGUGCCAAAAUUACCUCGGUUUUUUUGUAAGCGUACGUAUACACUUCCGUUUUCUUAAUUGUUGCAUCAGAAUUUCGUGAAUGUCGUAUAUAAUAUCCUUUUUACGCGUGUCGACAAUACAGAGAUCGCGAGAUUACACGAGGACGAUGAUGCGCGAUCGCAUAAAACGAGCUAAUUAUAACAGACAUGAUUUAAAUCGACGAUUUAUUUGAGAGAAUUGUAUAUUUGUUACUUUCGACGAAUAAAAUAUUCUUGUAUACCUCAGAGUCAAA
Messenger RNA from Nylanderia fulva, 4612 nucleotides. Its product is annotated as netrin receptor UNC5C. Gene Ontology annotation, biological process: netrin-activated signaling pathway; motor neuron axon guidance. NCBI's taxonomy places the organism in Eukaryota, Metazoa, Arthropoda, Insecta, Hymenoptera, Formicidae. Gene Ontology annotation, cellular component: membrane. Gene Ontology annotation, molecular function: protein binding; netrin receptor activity. The record is from RefSeq and is a predicted model, not a curated record.